Oncorhynchus kisutch (coho salmon) is the source of this 1620-nucleotide messenger RNA. It is a transcript of the gene pgrmc1, whose product is annotated as progesterone receptor membrane component 1. The transcript has 3 exons. NCBI's taxonomy places the organism in Eukaryota, Metazoa, Chordata, Actinopteri, Salmoniformes, Salmonidae. The record is from RefSeq and is a predicted model, not a curated record. The coding region runs from base 204 to 749 and encodes 181 amino acids. Gene Ontology annotation, cellular component: endoplasmic reticulum; endomembrane system; membrane.
CGUAAGUUGUCACACGAUAAUUCCCGGGUUCGCAGGUAUUAUUUCUUAAGUAAUACAUUUCUCAAAACUACAGUUCCAACACGAAGCCCAUUGGUUAAAACUGCAUAACAGUGUAUUUUUGGUCUCUGUGAUUGGUGCAUUGAUCCCACCCUCGAAAAGCCUCAUGUCCCAGUACAGUCCCAACCAAGCAUAGAGAAACAAACAUGGCUGAUACAGAGGGAGCCGAGGAAAUUUAUCCAGGAAUUUUGCAAGAAAUUUUUACUUCCCCGUUGAAUUUGAGUCUGCUUGGCCUCUGUAUAUUUCUUUUGUACAAAAUCUUCCGCGGAGACAAACCUGCAGAUAUGGGCGAGGUCGAGGAACCUCUGCCUAAACUCAAGAAAAGGGAUUUCACGUUAACGGAGCUGCAACCGUACGAUGGGCUGCAAAAUCCAAGAAUUCUCAUGGCUGUCAAUUUUAAGGUGUUCGAUGUAACCAGAGGAAAGAAAUUCUACGGGCCAGAGGGUCCCUAUGGAGUGUUUGCUGGUAAAGAUGCCUCCAGGGGCCUGGCCACAUUUUGUCUGGAGAAGGAGGCCCUGAAAGACACCCACGACGACCUCUCGGACCUCAACGCCAUGCAGCAAGAGAGCCUCAACGAAUGGGAGACCCAGUUCACUCAAAAGUAUGACUACGUCGGCAAACUUCUGAAAGCUGGAGAAGAACCUACCGAGUACACAGAUGACGAGGAGGUCAAGGACAAAAAGAAGGACUAGAACUCAAGUACACAAGAGAAAUUCAGAUGCCUUAAUUUUUUCAGGAUAAUGUGAUGGAUAUUGCCUUGUGUUGCUGCAUUUGAACGCAAUGCUUUCUCCUGUAUGGUUUUUGUAUUAUCACAUUUUCAUGGACCAUCGCCUCUUAUGCUAAUUUCAAAUGCUACAGACCUUAAUUUACCAAAAUCUAGUGGAUUUUUGGUUAAGGUUUGAAUAAUUCUUGAAUUCUGUGGUGUCUUUGUAAAGUUAUAUAGGUACUAUUAGUUGUCAUGUAGAUGCUGAUGGAAGAUCUAUUACUGUAGCUUGAGAUGAACGUAUUUCAUUUUUGUAAUCAUGAGAUGACCACAGAUUUUCAACACAAGCAGAUAACAUUCCAUCAGAAAUAUUUUGUUUGUUUUUUGGCUCUGGUGUUAGAGUAUCUAUAAAAAAAAUCUGAGUUAUCCAUCACUAAGCAUAGCUAAAUAUCACAUACUCGGUCUGACUGAACUGCAGUUAGUUUCUCAUAUGCGUUAGAGAAGAUCAUGCUUGAUAUACUCACUCUAGCAUUCACUUUCAGCAUAACUUUGUAAUAAUAACACAAUUGGUCUGAUAAUUCCACACACUGCUAGUGUAGGGCUUGCACUGGAUGAAGUAUGUUUUAGGAUGUUCAUACUGUAGCACAAAAUAUAAAAAUGUUGAGUGAACUAAGGUGCUUCCUGUACCAAUUAUGUAUGCCAUGGUAAAUACUCCCUGGAAUUGGCCAGAAUCUGGACUCAAAUACUGGUAAACACAGGAAACACUCUACAAAAUGCAUUACAAAGGAAUGUCCUAGUUUGUGUGAUCAUGACACUGAUAUUUUGAUAUGAUAAAUAAAUCUACCCAAAUGUUUAAUCAA